Scomber scombrus (Atlantic mackerel) is the source of this 613-nucleotide messenger RNA. RefSeq names its product LY6/PLAUR domain containing 6 (gene lypd6). Gene Ontology annotation, molecular function: acetylcholine receptor inhibitor activity. The transcript has 4 exons. The record is from RefSeq and is a predicted model, not a curated record. Gene Ontology annotation, biological process: positive regulation of canonical Wnt signaling pathway. Lineage: Eukaryota; Metazoa; Chordata; Actinopteri; Scombriformes; Scombridae. The coding region runs from base 1 to 522 and encodes 173 amino acids.
AUGGAACACUGGCCGGCAGUGGCCUGGGUCCUGCUGCUGAUCGUCAUCCUGGAUCUUCUGAAAGCCGCCCACACAAGAGAUUUUACUGAACAAGAGAUCAUCUUCCUCCACCCCUCAACCACUCCAUUUCCUGGUGGAUUCAAGUGCUUUACCUGUGAAGACUCAAAAGACAACUUUGAGUGUAAUCGUUGGGCACCUGAUGUGUACUGCCCAUUCGAGGCCAAAUACUGCUACACACACCACACAAUAUAUGUGGACAGAGUCAGUGUAUCUGUGACCAAACGCUGUGUGGCCCCAGAAGACUGUCUUUCCACAGGAUGCACUGAAAUGGAUCAUGAAGGAAACAAGGUGUGCAUAGCCUGCUGUGAGGGAAACAUCUGUAACCUACCAGUGCCGUGGAACGAAACAGACGCCAUAUUAACCACCACGUCACCACGCAGCAGCACUGUGGGACUUUUACAGAGCUACACACUGACUUUUUCUCUCAUCAUUGGUUCCUUCAUCAUCUCAAGUGGCAUUUGAAAAGUGAAGGCACAGUCAAGUUCAUCAAGGUACACUGGAAGGUUAUAGGCAUGUCAGUGGACCACUUGAUUUCUACUGGUUGGAUUGUACU